Molecule: messenger RNA, 2654 nt
Organism: Diuraphis noxia (Russian wheat aphid)
Lineage: Eukaryota; Metazoa; Arthropoda; Insecta; Hemiptera; Aphididae
Product: glucose dehydrogenase [FAD, quinone]-like
Molecular function (GO): oxidoreductase activity, acting on CH-OH group of donors; flavin adenine dinucleotide binding
Source: RefSeq, a predicted model, not a curated record
AACGUUAACCACUGUAUUAGAGAAGGUGAUGCUGGCGAAAGGUGCGUGAAAUUCGUUUAACGGAGGGGCGGAGGAGAAAUGCAAUAUAGUACAUAAGUAGAGGAGCAACAGCAGUUUGAUAUACAGAAAUGGUGCUUGUAGUGGUAGUGGUAUAUAAUAUGGUCAUUGGUCGUAAAAGACUUAGAAGGAAAUUAAUCGGACGCACUGUAUCACGCUCACGCUCAAAGCGAGCAUCAACGAUUGUAGAUCUCGACGGUUUGGAUCAUAUUAUUUAGUUUUUUUUUUUUUUGCAUUUACACUUUACGAUGAACUACGCAAGUAUGGUAUUUGCGGUAAUCGUGACGACGCUCUCACUGGCCGGGUCAGGCCAUGGAAUGGCGUACACCGUGUUCCAGGCGGUGGUCGAGUACUACCGAAUGUUGGGACCGGAACCCAAAAAUGCCGUGCCGGACGCGGGUUUCGUGAGGCGGCAGUACGACUUCGUGGUGGUGGGCGCUGGUUCCGGUGGGUCGGUGGUGGCCAACCGGUUGACUGAAGUGGCUGGUUGGACGGUGCUGCUGAUCGAAGCCGGUGGAGAGGAGAAUGCCAUGACAGACGUUCCACUGCUAGUCAGCUACCUGAUCGGUACCGGAUACGACUGGGGCUACCGAACCGAACCACAGGAGGGCAUAUGUGGGGCGAUGAUAGACCGGAAAUGUAUGUGGCCUAGGGGAAAGGUGAUGGGUGGUACCAGCGUUAUCAACUACAUGGUGUACACACGUGGCAUGCCGGAUGAUUACGACAACUGGGCCAGACUGGGAAACGAUGGCUGGAGUUAUGCGGACGUGCUACCGUACUUCAAGAAAUCGGAGGACGUCAGACAAAGUCCACUGACAAAGUCACCGUACCACGGCCGCGGUGGGUACCUCAAAGUGGAGGAACCUACGUGGAAGACAAAAUUAGGCCCAGUAUUCCUGCGUGCCGGUCAGGAGUUGGGCUACGAAGUGCCGGCCGACCACAAUGGGCCGCGGCCGUCGGGUUUCUCGUAUAUAUUGGCAACGACGGACCACGGCACUCGGUGCAGUGCGGCCAAGGCGUUCCUACGUCCAGUCCGGAAUAGGCCAAACUUGACAGUUACAAAACGUUCUCUGGUAACCAAGGUACUAAUAGACCCACACACUAAACGUGCCACUGGCGUAAAAUUCGUGAAAAAUGGACAGACCCUAGUGGUGCACGCGCGCAAGGAGGUAAUACUGAGCGCGGGUGCACUCAACACGCCGCAGUUACUGAUGUUGUCGGGUAUAGGGCCAGCCGAUCAUCUGGCUGAGGUCGGCGUGCCCGUCGUCAAGGAUCUCAAAGUUGGUUAUAAUCUACAGGACCAUGUAUCCAUGGCCGGGCUAGUGUUCCUGGUCAACCAGUCGGUGACCAUUGUCGAGAGCCGGUACUGGAACCCCAAAUACCUAGUCCAUUACGCAGUUACCAGCCAGGGUCCGUUCACCAUACCGGGGGGUGCAGAGGCGGUGGCUUUCACGGCAACGCGGCAUGCUACCAACGGAUCUGUGGCGCCCGACAUGGAACUGGUGUUCGGUCCAGGAGCCUUGACCGGUGACACGGGUGGGUCGUUGCGCCGUUUGCUAGGCAUGAACGACACUUUUUACGAUCAGGUAUACGGCAAGUUCCGAGAACACGACGCUUGGGGUUUGGUGCCGAUUCUGCUUCGGCCUUUGAGUCGAGGACGCGUCAAGCUGAGGUCCGCCAAUCCUUUCCAUGCACCACUGUUUUACGCUGGCUACCUGACGGACAAGCGAGAUAGAGAAACUCUUAUCGAAGGCAUAAAGCAGGCCAUCGCAGUGAGCGAGACUCCAGCAUUCCAAAAAUAUGGGUCCAGACUGCUGCCGAUUCCGUUCCCCGGCUGCGAACAUGAGACGUUUAAGUCGGAUGCAUAUUGGAUGUGCGCCACCGGAUUGGUGUCCACCAACUUGCAUCACCAGUCGGGCACCUGCAAGAUGGGACCAGAUACGGAUCCGGAUGCGGUAGUGGACGCAAAGCUCAGAGUGCGUGGCGUCAAAGGCCUCCGAGUGGUCGACACUUCCAUUAUGCCCGUCAUACCGGCCGGGCACACCAACGCGAUGGCUUUUAUGAUAGGCGAGAAAGCGUCCGACAUGAUCAAAGAAAACUGGCUGAAAUAGUGAAAUAACAGUAUAAUACACGUUAACGAAUAACGAUAUAAAUGCAACACGUCUAUAUAAAACCAUCCAUCCAUACAAUAAUAUAAUAAUUCAAAGAGUAGUCCGACCCAGAGACCGGAGUACCUAAGCACAUUAUUAUUGGAUUGUGGUGGCCAUCGUCAUAAAAAAUCGUUGAGAGCGAGGAAUUUAAUUUUUUUGACUAGAAUUCAGAAUUUUAAUAAGCAACGAGGAAGCGAUUUCAAAUCAUGAAUGCGUACGCGAACAUCCUAUAUAGGCACCUAAAAAGUUGAAAGGUAUAAAAAGUAGUGAUUAUAUAAUAUGAAAAAUUAACAAAAUAUUGUUUUUACAUUAUAAUCUGAUAUACCUAAUUUUUUAAAUAUUAUGAUCUCAUACUAUCAGCAUUAUUAUUAUUAUUAUUAUUAUUAUUAUUAUUGUCUCUCGACUCUCAAUCAAUAUGAUGUCUAUUACUGCUGUUUAAAUUUCUUA